AUGCUUCCAGAGCUUGACGCAACCUUUGAGAACGACUCAUCAUUAGCUCUCAUGACAGACAGUAGCUCCCUCUCCUCAAGCUUCUUCUCAGUCGAUCUUUCCACAUCAGAUCUUCUCGUCCAGCGAAGGUCGUCAAUUGCAUCUUGCAGCACUUCCACUCCGCCUGAGCUGUUCUUCACACCUUCAGCUGGAAAUACAAGCCCAACGACACCCAUGAUGGCUGAUACCAAUUUCCAAGCUUCAUAUCACAAGCAAUUCGUGAAGACUGCAACAUAUCUCUCAAACUGCCAUUCAAUGUAUCAUCUUGUAGAAGAUGAGGAGAGUUUGCACGAUUGUAUUUGGCUAGAUCAGACAAGCACGUCGCAUGCCUUGUCUGUUGGCUUGCCAUCGAUGACCCAUGUACCUGAGAUGUUGUUGACGGAAGUGAACCAUACCUUCUAUGGUGGCGAGCACCGUGGCUUAAACACCGUGGCAGCAAAUCCAGCGUUGACGAAAUCUAUGUUCGGCAGCAAUAUGACAGGGUCUUCGAUCCCAACGACUGAAAAUGAUAACGGCAUCCUACCGUGGAGAUCUCAUCGAUCACAUCCACCUUUAGAGACGAUAGAACCCAGUGUGACUUUUCAAGCGCCUCUGACAAGCUCGCCUCGGUAUAAAGUCGAACCUUCCACACCGGCCAGUGUCCAUAUUUCGACUUCAGCUAUCUUGAGCAGCAGUCCGACGUCGAUAAUCUCCCCAGUAGUUUUGCCAUCUCAGCAUGAUAUUGAAGAAUUGCCGUACGAUGCGAUGGAGCACGCGCUAAGGUUUGCAUCGUCAAGGGAGCACCGAGCAAAUCCAGAUCGCCUUUACCGCCGAAGGUAUGAACGCAAGCGAGUGACCGGUGCGACUUCGAAGCCCAAACCGGUGAUUUUGUCUGGAAAGACCGGCAUCAACUGUGAGCUGGUCAUCGCUCAGAACGAAUUCGCUUGCAGUUACUCUGGCUGCAUAGACAAAAACACUGGCAAGCAGAAAAGGUUCAAGCGCCAAGAACACAAGAAGCGACAUGAGAAAACGGUCCAUGAGAAGGCCAUGCAUGAGGCCCACAAGUGCUGGGUACCGGACUGCGAUCGAGAAUUCUCGCGGACAGACAACCUCAAAAGCCAUCUGAGAAACACACACUCAAAGAAGCUUGGUGUUCGUGGUAACCGAUACGUGGCGACCCUCGACAGGACCAAUGAGUAUUAUGAUCCUGAAUGGGUGGGAGAGCUAGACAAGCACGGGUAUCCGAUCCUUUGA
Exophiala aquamarina CBS 119918 is the source of this 1272-nucleotide messenger RNA. RefSeq lists its product as uncharacterized. The transcript has a single exon. Bases 1 to 1272 code for a protein of 423 amino acids. The record is from RefSeq and is a predicted model, not a curated record. NCBI's taxonomy places the organism in Eukaryota, Fungi, Ascomycota, Eurotiomycetes, Chaetothyriales, Herpotrichiellaceae.